AAGAGUUCUCAGCGCAGGUGGGCAGUAGCCAAGCAGCAGAGCAAAUUGGAGCACUGCUGGAGGACGACUUGGUCGCCCCAGGUACUGUUGCGGCACGGAUGAAAUCAUUCCAUGGCCUGGCGAGCUGUUGAGGAUGUAAUAGAGAAAUCCAGGCAGAAGUCUGAAAUGCUGCGUGACGUUGGUGAUGCUAUCCUCCGAGCAGAGAAACUUGAAGAGGAACUAAAGAAAGCCAAGCAGCAAGCUUCAAAUCUCCAAAUACGGCUGGACAGGAACGCUGUGGAGUACCACAACGAAGUCCAGGCGUUGACCGCUGCGAAAGACGGGCUCGUGGACCAGAACAAGUCGUUGACAGCCCAGAAGAACGAGCUCGUUGAGAAGAACAAGAAAUUACGCCAGAAGGAAACUGGUAAGUGUCUGGCUCUGAAAUUUCCUCGAGUAUUGAUUACGCAGUCUGGCAUACUGACUUGUUUUCCUUGGAGUACUUGCAGAAUUGAAAAAUUCCGUGGCGUAGCUCAACGACGAAGGCACCAACUGGAAGGCCGGCUUCUACCAGGAAAAGGAUCAUCGCGAACAGCUUGAGGCAGAUAUCUAGGUGCUGAACAUGGAACUCGAGCGAGAAUUGCAGCUG
This is a messenger RNA of Panicum virgatum (switchgrass), 628 nucleotides long. RefSeq lists its product as uncharacterized. The coding region runs from base 112 to 579 and encodes 155 amino acids. Lineage: Eukaryota; Viridiplantae; Streptophyta; Magnoliopsida; Poales; Poaceae. The transcript has 2 exons. The record is from RefSeq and is a predicted model, not a curated record.